This is a messenger RNA of Oppiella nova, 479 nucleotides long. Lineage: Eukaryota; Metazoa; Arthropoda; Arachnida; Sarcoptiformes; Oppiidae. The record is from the annotation of a GenBank genome assembly.
UGGCUAUACUGGAGCUCCAAGAAAAAGGCGAAAUACAGAUGAUAUACGACAAGUGGUGGAAGAGUCCGGGCCUCACCUGUAUCCGGGAUGAGCUCAAUAAGGAGGGGAAAGCCUCACCAUUAGGGCUUGAGAAUAUUGGGGGCGUUUUCGUGGUACUCCUACUGGGCCUGGCGUUGGCAUUAUUCACAGCGAUGUCCGAGUUCUUCAUCAAAGCCAAGAAAAACGCACAAAAAUCUAGAGGGAAGCAAUCGAUUUGUACGGAAAUGCACGACGAGUUAGGCUUCAUCAUGAAGUGCGAGUACACGCGGCCUAAGCCGGGGACGGCCGGCCUACGGAGGUAUUGCUCAAAAUGUCACUUCAACUCAUCGUUCAUCACCACAUCCCUGGCCGUACCCCACGAUAAUGGGCGCCAAUUCUGGUAUCGAUUCCGGAGUUCACUGACACUCACACUCAUAGAUAGCGCUCAUAAGCAGCGCUAA